Molecule: messenger RNA, 2934 nt
Organism: Mercenaria mercenaria
Lineage: Eukaryota; Metazoa; Mollusca; Bivalvia; Venerida; Veneridae
Product: F-box only protein 7-like
Exons: 11
Coding region: 48-1646 (532 amino acids)
Biological process (GO): positive regulation of autophagy of mitochondrion; autophagy of mitochondrion
Molecular function (GO): protein kinase binding
Source: RefSeq, a predicted model, not a curated record
CUUUUCGUUUCGUUUCUGGAUUUGGUUAGCUUUAAUGAAAAGCAAAAAUGAAACUGCGUUUGCGUUUAGACAAAUGCAGUCAAGUCAUUGAAAUUAGUGAUGAAAUCUCAGAAAACUUGACAGUGGCUGACUUAUCAGAGAGAGCACUGAAUAGUUUUCAGGAUUAUUUAUUUGGAGAGUACUACUUGAGCCUGAACAAAAAAGAUCCUCUAGAUGGACAUCUGAAAGUUGUAGGAGAUUGUGAUAUAGUUAGUGGAGAUCUUGUUUACAUUGUAAGGACAGGAGAUAGUGCUGAAACCACACCUAGUAGUCAGCAACAUGUGGUUUCAUCUGCUGCUUCAGGUAGUAGUCUGACUUCUGAAAAAAAUGCACCAAGUUGCACAUCAGGUCAGACAAAUAAGGAGAAUAAAUCACAUGACCAAGUUGAAAACCAUGCUAAAGCAGCAAUGAAUAUGGAUACAGGGCAGCCAGGCACCAGCUCUCAAAAUGACCCAGCACCAGAGACAGGUACCAGCUAUGAUGUUACCAUGGAAACUGAAGAGGAAACAGUUGACAUUGCUGUUGUGAAACAGUGUCUUAGUGAGCCAGUAUUAUGUAGAGAGGCUGCAAAUGGGACUGUACCAGCUCUCUUAAGGGAAAUGUAUGAAGCUUUAGGACCUAAAAACAUUGCAGAAUCUCUAAGUACUGUUCUUCAUGUGUUGAUGCUUGAGACCGGAUUUACUGUACACCCAGAGUCGGAGAAUACUGCCGUGUCUCAGUUACCAGGUGAAUGGCGUUAUGGUGGUUAUUACAAGUUCUCAUAUACAUACCAAGGUUGUGCAGACACUACAUGUUGUAUAACAAUCGUACCAACAGGAAAUUCAGUCGCUGUUCAUGGUAAAGUUCUAAGUACAAGCAAUGCAACAAGACAGUGUUCAUUUAAGACAGAAGAGUAUGUGCAGGCUGUAAAUAAAGACUGUGCUGCAUGUUAUUGCCAGUUGGCCAAGUUGUCAAUGUUGUUCAAGGAUUCCAUAGCAAAUCCUUUAGUUCAUGAUAUAAGAACAGCUGCAGGAUUGGUGGAUGUGUUUGGGCUUUUAGCGCUUACACAGGAAAUAAAGUUACGCAUAUUGAGUUUUCUAGAUGUUAGAAGUUUACUGCAAGUGUCGUGUGUGAAUACAGAACUAUUGGAAAUUAGUAAAGACCCAUACCUUUGGAGAUGUCUAUACUUGAGAAACUUUGGUAAUAGACACGAUAAUAGUUUAUCACAGAACUGGAAAGAGUUAUACAAAAAGGAAUACAAGAGUAGAAAAGAGAGGAGAAAAAUGAUGAGCCGUAUGAAGAUAAUAACGCCUCCCUACUGGGGACCCCAGAACCCCUUUAGUGGUCCCAGUAACUGGAUACCUCCAGUCCCAGGAGGAAUUAUUGGAGGGGAUUAUGACCUGUAUCCUAAUUUUCCAAGUAGCUUACCAGGUGUGCCAGGUAGAAUGGGCCCUAGACCACCUUCAUUGCCAAGACCUAGGUAUGAUCUUAUAGGACCAGGACCUGAUGUUGACCCUGGUCCUGACCCUGGUUUGAUCCCUCGCAGACCAGGAGGAUCUGGCAGAGGGGGUGGUAGGGGGAGCAGUCCGUUUGGUGGGUUCGGAGGAUUUGGACCAAGGUUCUUCUAGAAUAUACAUCCGUUUUAGAACAAUACAUUAAAAAGAACAAUAUUAUAAGCUAUGUAUUUCUAAUGAACAGUUUAGUGUAUGUUCCAUGCAGGUAAUUUGUUUUGAAAAAGAAGUUUGCUACAAGGCCAUCACAUGUGUUUAGUAAUGAAGUUCUAAUGAUUUGAGUAUUAUGUGUAGUUCUUUGUUAACUUGUAUAUGAUAUGCAAAUGAUGAUGAGAGGUUAAUUACCAAAAGGUACAAAGUGCUGAUAAUUAAAGAUGGUUAUGAUGCAUUUGGGCAUUAACCGCUCAACAUCAUUUGCAUAUCGCAUAUGUUUGACAACUCUACUAAACAAAUUUACUGGGAACUGUAUUGAUAUUUGUUAAUCGCAAAACAUUUUCCUCUAUAAUUCUGCAAGUGUUAUGUGACUUUCUUUAAUUUAACAUUUAAUUGGCUACUACCAGAGCUAUACACUCCAGGUUAAAAGAUUAAGUCAUGGUUCAAUGUGACUAUGUUUUGCUGGAACCAGUAGACAGACAUUUGUAAAAUUUCAAAUAAAUCUAUUGUGCAGUUAUCCUGCAGACUCUUAUCCUUGAAAAUUUGGGUCACUAGCGCAAAUGAAGAAUAUAGCAGCAUUUUACAAUAGUGUUAUAUAACACAUGAUUUAUGUCGGUUUGUUGAAAAAACUACGUCCGUAAGUGAGUUAAUUUCUGGUAACACUGAAAAGUGUCCAGACAUCCAGUGUUGAUACCCUUGCAACUUUCUCUCUCUGCCUUGGAAAAUAAUCUUACUCUGAAAUAUAAGCAAUCACUUGCUCCUCACGGCUUUGGGUUUGAAACUUCACUUGGAGCUUAAAAUUCUUUCAUGUGAGGAGGUCAUCCAAUUAGCUUGCAGAAGAUCUGUGGUUCUACCCAGAUGCCAAGAGAUGCCUGAUUUUAUGCUUAGACACACACCUGGGGUCUUCCUCCAACAUGAAAAGCUGGAAAGUCGCUGUAUUACUUAUAAUUGUGUCAAUGUGACAUAAUGUCCGUGUGCUGUUAUAAUUGUGUCUAUGUGACUUACAUCCAAUUAAAAACACAAGCAAAACUGUUAUAUGUUUGAAAUAAAAGGCUUUUUAAUUGCAAAAGAAGCAAAUUACCUGCCUUACCAGUUUGUAUAGCUAUGUUAGUCUGGGGAAAAAACCUUGUGCAAUUUCAUAUUUCUGUUGGUGCCUGUAAUGCUGAUUUUUUUGUAUGUUUUGGUAUUCUGAUUAAAAUUUGAUUUAUUGUUUCAAAUAAAUACAGAAAUAAAAUCUGGCCUCCUUACAGAA